Ipomoea triloba (trilobed morning glory) is the source of this 687-nucleotide messenger RNA. RefSeq lists its product as uncharacterized. The record is from RefSeq and is a predicted model, not a curated record. NCBI's taxonomy places the organism in Eukaryota, Viridiplantae, Streptophyta, Magnoliopsida, Solanales, Convolvulaceae. The transcript has a single exon. Bases 1 to 687 code for a protein of 228 amino acids. Gene Ontology annotation, biological process: regulation of DNA-templated transcription. Gene Ontology annotation, cellular component: nucleus.
AUGUCAACGUCCAAACGCCGCUCCGCAUCCAAGCGCAAGACAUCCGCCGGCGCCACUUCCGACCCGAAAUCGGCGGCGGCGGCGAAUUCCCAGCUAUCCAACAAGGUGUUCAGCAAAGAAGACGAAAUCAACCUCCUGAAAGCGCUGCUGGAAUCCACCACCGACCCCACCGUCUCCCUCCCGCUGGGCCACCACGUCUCCGAGACUCAGAUCGCGGCGAAGAUUAAGCGGAUGAAAGAGCGGUACCACAAGCUAGCCAAGUCCAAGUCCCGAAUCAAGACCGCUCACGACGAAGAAGUUUACCAAAUUGCUCGCCUGAUCUGGGGGAAACAGGCCAAGAAACCCGCCCCACUCAUGGUCAAAAUUUCCGAAACCGCCGCCGAGGAACCCUCGCCGGAAAUUGAAAAACUUCCCGACGGCGAAGAUUUGGGGGAAAAUGCGGAAAAGGAGAACGGAGACGCGACUGGAGAGGUGGAUUUGGGGGAUUUUCCAUAUCUGGUGGAGCAAAUGGCCGUGAAUUUCACGGGAAAUGAUAUGUACUUGAUGGGGUUAAGGCAAUUGGGUUCUAGAAAGCUCGAGGGCAUGAAUGAGCAGUGGAAGGGGUUAAUGGAGGAAGAGGCUGAGUUCAUAGCUAAGAAGGCUCAGUUUUAUCAAGAGUUGAAGGCUGCAUUGGCUUUCAAGAAUUGA